AUGCUUGUCAAGUCUAUCGCCCUUUCCGGCCUGGCCACCGUCGCUAGCGCCCACAUCAUCAUGACCAACCCUGUGCCCUUCGGCAGAUCCAGUCUCAGCAACGGUCCCAUGGCGGCCAACGGUGCCGAUUUCCCUUGCAAGCAGCGCUCUGGUGUUUACAACGAGGAGGGUGCCAGCAACGUUUACGCCCAGGGCAGCAAGCAGACUCUCGAGUUCAAGGGAACUGCUGUCCACGGUGGUGGCUCCUGCCAGGUCUCCGUCACUACCGACCUGAAGCCCACCAAGAACUCCGUCUGGAAGGUCAUCAAGUCCAUCGAAGGUGGAUGCCCCGCCAAGGGACAGACUGGCAACAUGGGCAGCGACGCCAAUGCCCCCGUCCCUUACAAGUACGACUUCACCAUUCCCAACGAGCUGGCUGCCGGCAACUACACGCUUGCCUGGACCUGGUUCAACAAGGUCGGCAACCGCGAGAUGUACAUGAACUGUGCUCCCCUGGCUGUUACCGGAAACGCCGGCUCCCAGAGCUUCAUGAACGGUCUUCCUGACAUGCUGGUCGCCAAUGUUGGCAACGGAUGCUCGGUUUCUGAGGGCACCGAUGUCAAGUUCCCCGACGCUGGCAAGGACGUUGACCAGUUCAACGGCGCAACCAGUGUUUUCGCUCCUCCCAAGGGCUCCUGUGGCAAGACUGCUGUUGGUGGUGGUAACAGCCCUACGUCUGCUCCGGGUGGUGGCAAUGCCCCCAAGCCUACCAGCGCCUCCGCCCCCCCUGCUCAGCCUACCUCUGUCAAGCCGAGCCCGGCUGUGCCUACUAACGGCGGCGGCGCUCCUGGUUCUAGCCGUCCCGGUGGCAUCUUCAUCCCCACCUCGGUGUCGCCCGAGCCCGUGCCUUCCCAGAAGCCCAGCGGUGGUAACUCUCCUUCCGCGCCGGUUCUCAGCCCCAGCGCGCCGGCUCCCACUUCUGCUCCGGUCCAGGCUCCCACUUCUGUCCCUACCUCUGCUUCCCCGAACCCCAUCCCCACUGUCAGCAGCAACGCUCCCGCUCCUGUUCCUACCGGCGGAGCCGGCGGCGACGGCCACGCUCCCGGUUCUGCCUGCUCCACCGAAGGCUACUGGAACUGCAUUGGCGGCCAGUCUUUCCAGCGCUGCGCCAGCGGCACCUGGUCUGCCUCCCAGGGCCUGCCUAUCGGCAUUUCCUGCACGCCGGGCGAGUCUGCCGACCUCAAGAUGGCUGCCGCCAUGGGCAAGCGCGCUAUGCGCCACGCUCUCCGCAUGGAGGCCAACUAG
Cordyceps fumosorosea ARSEF 2679 is the source of this 1284-nucleotide messenger RNA. RefSeq names its product Chitin-binding, domain 3. NCBI's taxonomy places the organism in Eukaryota, Fungi, Ascomycota, Sordariomycetes, Hypocreales, Cordycipitaceae. The coding region runs from base 1 to 1284 and encodes 427 amino acids. The record is from RefSeq and is a predicted model, not a curated record. The transcript has a single exon.